Messenger RNA from Zea mays, 2889 nucleotides. RefSeq names its product DNA mismatch repair protein MLH1. The transcript is spliced from 16 exons. Bases 137 to 2269 code for a protein of 710 amino acids. Gene Ontology annotation, cellular component: MutLalpha complex. The record is from RefSeq and is a predicted model, not a curated record. Gene Ontology annotation, molecular function: ATP hydrolysis activity; mismatched DNA binding; ATP-dependent DNA damage sensor activity. Lineage: Eukaryota; Viridiplantae; Streptophyta; Magnoliopsida; Poales; Poaceae. Gene Ontology annotation, biological process: mismatch repair.
CGAGAGGAGAUUAUUCCAACCUCCAAACCAAGGGAUAUCACGCGCGAACUCCAAAUCGAAAGCCCGAGCCCACCUGCAGCCUCAGGGUCAGGGGCUCAGGGCACCAGUUCCCAUUUCCUCGGCCUCCGCGCCGGCCAUGGACGUCGAUGACCCCUCACCGCGCGCCGGCGGAGGCAGCGGCGUGGACCCGCCCCGCAUCCGGCGGCUGGAGGAAUCGGUGGUGAACCGCAUCGCGGCGGGGGAGGUGAUCCAGCGCCCGUCGUCGGCGGUCAAGGAGCUCGUCGAGAACAGCCUCGACGCCGGCGCGUCCACAGUCUCCGUCACCGUCAAGGAUGGAGGACUCAAGCUCAUACAGGUUUCCGACGACGGCUACGGCAUUCGGUUUGAGGAUUUGCCAAUACUGUGUGAAAGGCAUACUACCUCAAAGUUAUCUGCAUAUGAGGAUUUACAGACCAUAAAAUCUAUGGGCUUUAGAGGGGAGGCCCUGGCCAGUAUGACUUAUGUUGGCCAUGUUACUGUGACAACAAUAACAGAGGGCCAACUUCAUGGCUACCGUGUUUGUUAUAAAGAUGGAGUAAUGGAGAACGAGCCAAAACCCUGUGCUGCAGUUAAAGGAACUCAAAUCAUGGUUGAAAAUUUAUUUUACAAUAUGGUAGCUCGUAGAAAAACAUUGCAGAACUCCAAUGAUGACUACCCAAAGAUUGUAGAUUUCAUUAGUCGUUUUGCAGUCCAUCACAUCAAUGUGAACUUCUCCUGCAGAAAGCAUGGAGCCAAUAGAGCAGAUGUUCAUAGUUCGAGCACAUCUUCUAGACUAGAUACUAUUAGGAAUGUCUAUGGGGCUUCUGUUGUUCGUGAUCUGAUUGAAAUAGAAGUUUCAGAUGAGGAUGCUGGAGAUGCAGUCUUCAAGAUGGAUGGUUAUAUAUCAAAUGCAAAUUAUGUGGCAAAGAAAAUCAUGAUGAUCCUUUUCAUAAAUGAUAGGCUUGUAGAGUGUACUGCUUUAAAAAGGGCAAUUGAAUUUGUGUACUCUGCAACGUUGCCACAAGCAUCCAAACCCUUCAUAUACAUGUCCAUCAAUCUUCCAUCAGAACAUGUGGAUGUCAAUAUACACCCAACCAAAAAAGAGGUUAGCCUCUUGAAUCAAGAGCGUGUUAUUGAAACUAUAAAAAAUACCAUUGAGGAAAAACUGAGGAAUUGUAAUACCACAAGGAUAUUCCAAACUCAGGCAGUAAACUCAGCACUUACUCAAGUUUACACGCAGAAGGACAAGGGUACUGAGGUCAAAAUGGCCCCUGGAGUGAAAUCUCAAAAGGCUCCUGUGAGCCAAAUGGUCAGAACUGAUCCACGCAAUCCAUCUGGAAGCUUGCACGCUUACUGGCAUGGGCAAUCUUCAAAACUUGAAAAUAAAUAUGACCUUGUUUCUGUAAGAAAUGUUGUAAGAUCAAGGAGGAAUCCAAAGGAUGCUGGUGAUUUAUCUAGCCGUCAUGAGCUUCUUAUGGAAAUAGAUUCUCACUGCCAUCCUGGUCUUUUAGAGGUUAUUAAGAAUUGCACAUAUGUUGGCCUGGCUGAUGAAGUUUCCGCUUUGAUACAAUACAAUACUCACUUAUACCUUGUCAAUGUUGUAAAUGUUAGUAAAGAACUCAUGUACCAGCAAGCUCUGUGCCGUUUUGGAAACUUCAAUGCGAUCCAGCUUAGUGAACCAGCUCCUCUUCAGGAGCUGCUGCUGAUGGCACUGAAAGAUGAUGAAUCAAUCGGUGAUGAAAAUGACGAGGAGAAACUGGAGAUUGCAGAGGCAAACUCGAAAAUACUGAAAGAAAACGCUGAGAUGAUUAAUGAGUACUUCUCUAUUCAUGUUGAUCACGAUGGGAACUUGACCAGGCUUCCAGUUGUACUUGAUCAGUACACCCCUGAUAUGGACCGUCUCCCAGAAUUUGUUUUGACUAUGGGGAAUGAUGUUACCUGGGAUGAUGAGAAAGAGUGCUUCAGAACGGCAGCAGCUGCUAUUGGGAACUUCUACGCACUCCAUCCUCCCAUCCUUCCAAAUCCAUCGGGGAGUGGUGUUCAGGUGUACAAGAAAAAUAAAGCUUGCAUGGCGAGUGGUGAACAUGUUGAUAGUACAGAUGAAGAUGACAUUGAUCACGAACUACUUGCGGAAGCAGAAACAGCAUGGUCCCAACGUGAGUGGACCAUUCAACAUGUCUUGUUUCCAUCCAUGCGACUUUUCCUCAAGCCCCCAAAGUCAAUGGCAACAGAUGGAACCUUUGUUCAGUGAGAUUCUCUACUCUAUCCAACAAUUCUCCGCGGUCACGAUUACCCUAUAUAUCCACCCUAUACGUCCCUGGGCCCACCAGCAGGCAGGCGCUGCUGUCCCGUCCCUGGGCCCACCUCUGCUCCGGCGAGAGAGAGCAGCAGCAUUUAGCGUAGGCGAUCACGAGCGCUGUAUUUGGCGUCCGCAGUGCUGGAGAGAGAAGAUAGAGUUGGAUUUACAGUCACCGCUGCAGGCCUCCAGCUACUGCAAAAAUUUACGGGUUCCAUUUCCAGCUCUCCGGUGUGGGCAGCCUCAGAGCUUGGACAUGUACACCUUUGAGUUGUAUAGAGACCAUUAAAUAUGGCCAAACCCCUGACACUGUACUUUGAUCUAUGGAUGGUUUAGUUGCUGCACCUAAUUCAUUGACAUGCUUUACGCACGAGCUCUUAUAUUUCUCAUCAGGUUGGCAUUCAAUUGUUUAGGAAAUUGCCAAUAUGGGGUCCUAUUUAGAAAUGCGUGUACUUGUACUAUUGGUACCGUCAAAUGUGCUUCCAGACAUGCAUACUUCUGAAACUGAAACUACCAUCCCAUCUUCUAAUCGUUGCAAUCUCCUUGGCAAAAUCUUUGAAGAGGGCACUACGUGU